AUGGCAUCCGCAUUCAGUUUCGGCUUCUCUGGUGACGAUAUCGAUAUCGAUGUUGAUGAGAAUGAGGUCAACAAUGCCACUGAGACCAACAUCCAAGAAGCCGGCGCCUCGACGCUCCCAGAGCUUGUCAAGGCUCAAAAACAUGAGAUUGAUGAAUGGCUCUCCACACUUCCAUCGCAAAUAUCAUACAGCACGUGCAUUAUAUCUCCCGCAAAAGAUGGUGCUGCGGGACCAAGCACGAGUACAGGAAAUGGAAUAGCCACUGUCACUGUUGCCCGCCGAGAUGUUUUUGAUAUCCGUGCUCAGCUGAUGGUGGAGGAUAGUGCGGAAGAGCAGAACGGCGAAUUGAUUGCCGGUCUGGAGAAAGGUGACAUCACGCCCAAUUUCUACGAGGGUGGGUUCAAGACGUGGGAGUGCUCUAUUGAUCUGGGCACCUUGGUAAUUGGGGAAGGUGUGGGCUUAGGGAAUCAGGACGGACAUGUUGUUGAGCUUGGUUCGGGGACGGCUGUGCCCUCGCUGGCGUUGUUCGCCCAGUUGCUCGCCGAGGCAGAGACUACACCAACCUCAGCAGGGAAGAGACGGAUGCACUUCACAUUUGCAGACUACAACUCCGCCGUCCUGCGCCUGGUAACUCUGCCGAAUCUCCUUCUGACAUGGAACUACUUCAUCACACACGGCAAUCCCACACCGACAUCCGAUGAUCCAGCAGAAGACAAUGCAGAAGGUCAAGAUGAAAUGCUAGACAUCACACCUGAGCUUCUAGAGCGCUUUCGAGCUGAUCUCGCGCAUCGAGGCAUCACCGUCUCUUUCAUCUCUGGCGCCUGGUCGCCGUCAUUCGUGGACCUGGUCUUUUCAACGCCGGAGCUCGCGGGAUACAAGACGUUGGUUCUCGCAAGUGAGACAAUUUACUCACCUGCUUCCUUGCUUGCUUUCUCAGAUACGUUGUUGGCGUUACUACUUCGUUCGGAGUCUGGCGGGAGUAGGGCGCUUGUGGCUGCGAAGAAGGUCUACUUCGGCGUUGGAGGAGGUGUCAACGAGUUCUUAGCUGUCUUAAGGGAUGUAGCGGGUGCUGAGGUAGGUGUGGAAGAGCGGAUGGAUGUUAAAUCUGCUGGGGUUGGGAGGAUUAUUCUGGAGGUUAGGGCAAGUCAAUAG
Messenger RNA from Aspergillus mulundensis, 1152 nucleotides. RefSeq names its product protein-histidine N-methyltransferase. Gene Ontology annotation, biological process: peptidyl-histidine methylation, to form tele-methylhistidine. NCBI's taxonomy places the organism in Eukaryota, Fungi, Ascomycota, Eurotiomycetes, Eurotiales, Aspergillaceae. The record is from RefSeq and is a predicted model, not a curated record. Gene Ontology annotation, molecular function: protein-L-histidine N-tele-methyltransferase activity. The coding region runs from base 1 to 1152 and encodes 383 amino acids. The transcript has 3 exons.